This is a messenger RNA of Chara braunii, 4425 nucleotides long. Lineage: Eukaryota; Viridiplantae; Streptophyta; Charophyceae; Charales; Characeae. The record is from the annotation of a GenBank genome assembly.
UAUUGGUUGUUGUUGUGGUCGACAGCGUGGAUCACGGCUAUGGCGCCCAGAGUGGAGCACGGCUAUGGCGGCCAGGUGGUUGUGGUCCUGGUUGUUGUUGUGCAGGUUGACAGCGUGGAUCACGGCUAUGGUGCCCAGGUCGACAGCGUGGAUCACGGCUAUGGCGCCCAGGUCGCCAACGUGAAUCACGGCUAUGGCGCCCAAGUCGACAGCGUGGAGCACGGCUAUGGCGCCCAGGUGGUUGUGGUUCUGGUUGUUGUUGCGGUGGUUGUUGUUGUUGUUGUUGUUGUUGUUGCUGUUGUUGUUGUUGUUGUGCAGGUCGACAACGUCGAUCACGGCUAUGGUGCCCAGGUUGCUGUUGUUGUACUGGUCGUUAGCGUGGAUCACGGCUAUGGCGCCCAGGUCGAUAGCAUGGAGCACGGCUAUGGCGCCCAGGUGGUUGUGGUUCUGGUUCUUGUUGUGGUUGUUCCUGUUGUUGUUGUUUUUGUGCAGGUCGAAAGCGUGGAUCAUAGCUAUAGCGCCCAGGUCGACAGCAUGGAGCACGGUUAUGUCGCCCAUAUGGUUGUGGUUCUGGUUGUUGUUGUGUUUGUUGCUGUUGUUGUUGUUGUUAUGCAGGUCGAGCGCGUGGAUCACGGCUAUGGCGCCCAGGUCGGCAGCGUGGAUCACGGCUAUGGUGCCCAGGUCAACAGCGUGGAGCACGACUAUGGCGCCCAGGUGGUUGUGGUUCAGGUUGUUGUUGUCGUUGUUGCUGUUGUUGUUGUUGUUGUGCAGGUCGACAGCGUGGAUCAUGGCUAUGGCGCCCAGGUCGGCAGCGUGGAUCACGGCUAUGGUGCCAAGGUCGACAGCGUGGAGCACGGCUAUGGCGCCCAGGUGGUUGUUGUUUUGGUUGUUGUUGUGGUUGUUGCUGUUGUCGUUGUUGUUGUACAGGUCGACAGCGUGGAUCAGGGCUAUGGCGCCCAGGUCAACAGCGUGGAGCACGGCUAUGGCGCCCAGGUGGUUGUGGUUCUGGUUGUUGUUGUGGUUGUUGCUGUUGUUGUUGUUGUUGUGCAGGUCUACAGCUUGGAUGACGGCUAUGCCGCCCAGGUCGACAGCGUGGAGCACGGCUAUGGCGCCCAGGUGGUUGUAGUUCUGGUUGUUGUUGUGGUUGUUGUUGUUGUCGUUGUUGUUGUGCAGGUCGACAGCCUGGAUCACGGCUAUGGCGCCCAGGUCGACAGCAUGGAGCACGGCUAUGGCGCCCAGGUGGUUGUGGUUCUGGUUGUUGUUGUGUUUGUUGCUGCUGUUGUUGUUGUUGUGCAGGUCGAGCGCGUCGAUCACGGCUAUGGCGCCCAGGUCGAUAGCGUGGAGCACGGCUAUGGCGCCCAGGUGGUUGUGGUUCUGGUUGUUGUUGUGGUUGUCGCUGUUGUUGUUGUUGUUGUUGUGCAGGUCGACAGCAUGGAUGACGGCUAUGGCGCCCAGGUCGACAGCGUGGAUCACGGCUGUGGUGCCAAGGUCAACAGCGUGGAGCACAGCUAUGGCCCCCAGGUGGUUGUGGUUCUGGUUGUUGUUGUGGUUGUUGCUGUUGUUGUUGUUGUUGUGCAGAUCGACUGCAUGGAUCACGGCUAUGGCGCCCAGGUCGACAGCGUGGAGCACGGCUAUGGCGCCCAGGUGGUUGUGGUUCUGGUUGUUGUUGUGGUUGUUUCUGUUGUCCUUGUUGUUGUGCAGGUCGACAGCGUGGAUCACGGCUACGGCGCCCAGGUCGACAGCGUGGAGCACGGCUAUGGCGCCCAGGUGGUUGUGGUUCUGGUUGUUGUUGUGGUUGUUGCUUUUGUUGUUCUUGUUGGUGUUGUGCAGGUCGACAGCGUGGAGCACGGCUAUGGCGCCCAAGUGGUUGUGGUUCUGGUUGUUGUUGUGGUUGUUCCUGUUGUUGUUGUUGUUGUGCAGGUCGAAAGCGUGGAUCACGGCUAUGGCGCUAAGGUAAGCGACGCAGGUCGACAGCGUGGAGCACGGCUAUGGCGUCUAGGUGGUUGUGGUUCUGGUUGUUGUUGUGCUGUUGUUGUAUUUGUUGUGCUGGUAGACAGCGUGGAUCACGGCUAUGGCGCCCAGGUCGACAAAAUGGAUCACGGCUAUAGCGCCCAGGUCGACAGCCUGGUGCACGGCUAUGGCGCCCAGGUGGUUGUGGUUCUGGUUGUUGUUGUGUUUGUUGCUGCUGUUGAUGUUGUUGUGCAGGUCAACAGCAUUGAUCACGGCUAUGGCGCCCAGGUCGACAGCGUGGAUCACGGCUAUGGCGCCCAGGUCGACAGCGUGGAUCACGGCUAUGGUGCCCAGGUCGACAGCGUGGAGCACGCCUAUGGCGCCCAGGUGGUUGUGGUUCUGGUUGUUGUUGUGGUUGUUGCUAUUGUUGUUGUUGUUGUUGUGCAGGUCGACAGCGUGGAUCACGGCUAUGGCGCCCAGGUCGACAGCGUGGAGCACGGCUAUGGCGUCGAGGUCGUUGUGGUUCUGGUUGUUGUUGUGGUUGUUGCUGUUGUUGUUGUUGUUCUGCAGGUCGACAGCGUGGAUCACGACUAUGGUGCCCAGGUCAACAGCGUGGAGCACGGCUAUGGCGCCCAGGUGGUUGUGGUUCGGGUUGUUGUGGUGGUUGUUGUUGUUGUUGUUGUUGUUGUGCAGGUCGACAGCGUGGAUCACGGCUAUGGCGCCCAGGUCGACAGUGUGGAGCACGGCUAUGGCGCCCAGGUGGUUGUGGUUCUGGUUGUUGUUGUGGUUGUUGCUGUACUCGUUGUUGUUGUGCAGGUCGACAACGUGGAUCAAGGCUAUGGCGCCCAGCAGGCGAAGUUAAAAGCUAUCGCAGAUGAGCAGGCGACGAAGAUGAAAGAGAUAGAGGAGGAGAUGGAGAGGAAGAAGGCUGCUGAAGAAGAAGCGGCAGCAGAAGAGGAAAAGGAAAGAAUGAGAAUUGAGAGUGGAGAGGGGAGCAGUGGUGGCACGAUGAAGAGGGACACAGAUGUAGAGAUUGAGAAGAAGAUCAGUGAGUGGGUUGCUAAUUUAUCGUUGGGAAAAGAUGAGGAGGCGGAGUCAUAUGUGAUUGAGGACGAGAAGGCCGCACUCGCCGCUGAGCUAGCAGCCAUGACGGACCCCAUGGAACGAAGAGAGAGGGAAGACGAGCAAAAGUUACAAUGGAAGUUGAGAAUGAAGAGGGAGAAGAGGAGGAGGAGAGAAGAAGUGAAUAAGAUGACCGCAGCGGUGGCAAAGGUGCAGGAGUGUAGGGCGGAGGUGCUGGCCCAGCCAGAUGAUAAGGCCAAGUGGGAUAAGGUAUUGGGCUACCUAGAGGUAUUGAGCAAGACCUGGAUGGAGGAGCGUCAGGCCAGAUGGAGCCAGAAUGUAGCCCUGAGUGCUAUGCGGUCUGGGUUCAGGGAUUUUGCGCGCGAGAUCGUCACCCACAUUGGAGGCGAAGUGAAACAGUUGAGGGACAACGUAGGAAAGUUUUGUGAGAACGCCAUCGAGGGUGCCAAAGCCAUAGCUGCUGUAGAGGGUGAGAGCAGGCCCCGUAAAGAGCCUGUCAAGCUCAAGUUCCCAGACGCGAAGUUCGUGAGGAACUUCUCCACUAUCACCGCUCCCUUGUGCAAGUUGCUGAAGAAAGAGGCAAUCUGGAAAUGGGACAAAGAUUGUACGUCUGCGCUCAAGAAGUUAAAGAGCGCGUUAAUAGAGUACCCUGUCCUCAAAGUUGCAGAUCCGUCUUUGCCAUUCGUCGUCACCACGGACGCGAGUCAGUAUGGGAUAGGCGCCGUGUUGCACCAAGAUGACGACAAUGGCUAUAGACCCGUAGAGUUCAUGUCAGCGAGGAUGCCCUGUGAGAAGGUCGCUACCUCCACAUACGAGAGAGAACUYUACGCUCUUAGGCAGGCUUUAGAUCAUUGGAAGCACUAUCUGCUUGGGAGGCACUUCAAAGUUUAUUCUGACCACGAGACACUUCGUUGGUUGAAGACACAGGCCAAGAUGACACCUAAGUUAACUAGGUGGGCCGCAGAAAUAGACCAAUAUGACUUUGAGCUUAAGCCAGUAAAGGGCAAGUAUAACGUAGUUGCGGAUGCUCUGAGUAGGAGAUCAGACUGCUUUGGAGCUGUAGUACACUAUCUGGAUAUAGGGAAAGACCUGCAAGAAAAAGUGAAGCAAGCGUAUGCACAAGACCCUAUCUAUAGCGACCUCCUAAAGAGAGUUAGAGAGGCCCCAGAGACUGAACCAGAUUACCGCACUACAGACGAGUUACUGUUUGAGAAGACUAAUGUGUUCGACCGCCUGUGCGUUCCCAAUAGCGAAGAGAUCCGCAGUUUGAUUUUAGGGGAAUGCCACGAUACURAAGGGCAUUUCGGAUGGCAAAAGACAUUAGCCAACCUGAUGUGUGCGUAUACCUAGCCAGGGAUGAAGAAUGACUGCAUAGAGUAUGUCCGCAAUUGU